AAGAUAUACUAUGGCGAGAAUAUCUAAAGCAAAUGUGAAAAUUUGAAAGAGUAGACCGGUUUCUUAAAUAAUCUAUUUGAGUAUCUGAAAGAUACAGUGUAGGAACAGAAACUGCAACGGAGACGCAGUUGUUUCGGCGCGUGGCCUGUAGGAGGCGUAGUUUGACAGCUUGGCUCAGACAGCUCCUGUACAUGCUGGGCGAUGUCACCUGUCCGCUCCUCGACAUCCAGCCGCAGUAGAAUCACCAGGAUUAACAUCUGGGUGCAUCCAUCGUCAGGCUGAGCUCCCAGUAGGUCUGAAAUGAUUACCAGGAGCUGCUAAGGCAUCCCCAGGGAGAAUCAUGACAACACAGCCAACUUCGGUUUCCAUCCUGAGGGAGUUCUGUCCGCUGUAUUAUCUGCUGAACGCCAUCCCUGCAAAGGUGCAGCGUGGCUUCAGGUCUGUGGUGGUCUACCUGACAGCUCUGGACAGCAGCUCUGACUUCCUGGCAGUGGGCAGCAGCAUCGGCAUGCUUUACCUGUCCUGUCGUCGGGUUGCACAUAUGAACAAGUACAGCGUAGAGGGGAAAUGUGAGGCGAUCACGGCGGUAAAACUGCUCAGCUGUUUUGAUGAUCUGGUGGCUGUUGGAACAGCUUUGGGUCGAGUUGUAGUCUUCCAGCUGGUGUCCCCGCUUCCUGGACGCAACAAGCAGCUCAGGCGUUUCGAUGUUGUCAGCCUCCAUAAAGGCUCUGUCACAUCUUUAACCUGGAGCGCCAACGGAAUGAAGCUGUUCUCUGGAGAUGAUAAAGGACGGGUGGUGUUCUCUGCUCUGGACCUGGACCAGGGCGUGUGUAAACCGGUGCUGCUGCUAGAGGAGUCGUCAGCUGUGGUUCAGAUGGAAUACAGACAUCAGGUUUUGCUGGUCUCGACGCAGCAGAGGUCCGUGCUUUACUGUACACAGAAACAGGAAGUGCUGCAGCUGGGCACCAAACCCCGCAAGAGAACCGGCAGGUUUGGAGCUUGCUUUCUGCCGGCCCUUUGUAAACAGAGCGAUCUUCAGGUGUACGCCGCCCGACCUGGGCUCAGGCUGUGGAGGUCUAAUGUUAGAGGAGAGGUGGAGGACACUCGACUUCUCAAGUCAUUUUUUGACAAACAGAUUCCUCGGUUUGAGUUGUUUCCACGACCUGAUCCGGUUGGCGCGUACCGUCCAGCAGACCGUCAGCUGGGCCUGCUGAGCUGCUUUCUCAGAGAAGGCUGGAUUCUCAGCUGGAAUGAAUACAGUAUUUACGUAUUUGACUGUCUCAAUGAGGUUAUAAUUGGCGCACUGGAAAGCAGCGGGGACAUUGUGUCUGUGUCAUCCUGUGACAAUGAGAUCUUCAUCCUGAAAGGAGACAGAGAGAUUAUCCGCCUUUCCAACAACCCAGAGGGAAUUGCAUCAAACAUGAUGUCAGCUCAUCUGUCCUCACCUCUGACCACACCCACAAUUCUCCAGCCAACCGGAUCAGUGGAAACGGUUCAGCCAAUCAGAACAAUGGCCAUCAUCGUAGAAGGUGGGGGCAAAGAGGAGGCAGAGGGGAGAGAGAGGCUCUCUGAGGAUGGAAAAGAUGAUGAUGAUGAGGAGGGUGUGGAAGAAGUUGAAGAGGCAAUGGAGCAGGACACCCCACCAAAGGUGAUGAAGUCCAGCCAGCCGUCCACUAUGUUCAAUAGCUCACGUUUCCGCAGCAGCUCUGUCACUGCUUGGGACAGUCUAAGUGCAGCCAGUCCGGUAACAACUCCGGUUAGCAGGUCCUAUGAAGUGAUCUCCAGGCGCUACAGUGCCCCUGUAGAUGAGGAACGGAUGCAGCAGGAGCUGGUGGUGAAGCCUAUCAGAGUGAAGAAGAAGAAGAAAAGACAUCAAGACUUUUCCUUAGACCACAGCACUGGAAACCGUCUUAGCAGCUGUUCAGAUUCAGUGCUUGAAGCCCAGGAUAGCAACUGUAGUGAUGGAGAAAGUGGAACCCCUUCCAGUGACCAUGGCUUUCUCAUUGGUCUUGAUGUCGAGAACCACGACACUCUACAACAGAUCCAUGACCAGAAGCCUCAGGAGACAGAGGACAAAGGCUCCAACAGAGGUGUGAAAGAUGGGGAGGAAGUGGAUUGUUCCUUCAACCAGUCGGGCUCUAGUUCCAAUACAGAGUCCCUGCUCCUGUCGGGCCUGAAGAAUGAGCAGAACCCAGAAAAGGCUCAGAUAGAUGGUUCUGAGACAGAUGUUCUACCCCCGACCCCAGAUGUUGAUCAGCUGCUGGAAUGCACCUUUUCCUACAUGAAGGCUGCAGAUGAUGGAGGGCUUGAGCAGCAGCUGGAUAAGUUCCCCAGCAGUCUGCCAGCAUCCAGAGACGAGACGGUGGACCACCCACUUCUCUCACCUGAGCUAGCAGACCAGAUGUUUUCCUGUGACGCAACCAAUCCGGACAGGAAACCCAGUAUAUCUAGCGAUGAAGAGGGAGACAUCUACUGUCAGCCUCUUCCUGCUGUCAGUGGAGGAGACGCCCACACCGAUCCAUCAAAAGAGGCAGAAAAAGCAACCGAAAAAGACACAGAGCAGGACAAGAACAGGCCUUACAUGUAUGCAGAAAGUUGGAUGGGAUACUCUGGACCAGGUUGUGGAAUACUGAGUCUGCAGGUGACUGACAGGCAUGUGUGGUGUUUGGAUUUCAAAGGAGGACUGUUCUGCAGCACACUUCCUGAAACUGGACUGAAAUGGCAGCGCUUUGAAGACAAUGUCCACCAGGUGGCGUUAUCCCCUUCAGGUAAUUUGCUGUGGAAGGUGGAGCAGAAAACCAUGACAGCAUUUGCCUGUGCGAAAGUGUCGGUAAAAGGAAAACGUCAUUGGUAUAAAGCUGCAGAGCAAACAGCCUUCGUGGCUCUGAGUGAUGACUCCGCUUGGAUCAUCAGGACCAACGGAGAUCUACACCUACAAACAGGUCUGAGCAUGGAGCGUCCCUGCGCCCGCUCAGUCAAGGUGGACUCUCCCUGUGUGUUCAGCCAGGUGUGUGUGAGGGCAGGGGUGGUCUGGGCUUUAAGUGAACACAAGGCUCUAUUCUACAGAGAGGGAAUGAACAGCUACUGCAGCGAGGGAGAGGGCUGGAAGUACGACACUGUCAGUGAGGCUCAGGGGCUGGAGCUCAUAUGCAUCGCUCUAGGAGGUGGUGGAACAGCCUGGGCAUUAGACGCUAGCGGCAGCCUCUGGUUUCGAACUGGCAUCUGUCCAUCCAAACCGCAGGGCAAUGACGACCAUUGGUGGCAGAUCAGCAUUUCAGAUUACGUGGUCUUCGACCAGGGCAGUUUUUUCCAGACCUUGCUGCAAGCUACACAGAGUGUUGCCACAGUAACCAGGGGCCCAGUGGAGCGGGUGGUUGCCUUCCUGUCCCAGUACUCACAGUGCCAGCCCAGCCUCGUCAGUGCUAAUGCCACUGGAGUGUGGGUGGCCUCAGGACGCAACCAGCUCCAUCUCGCCCGUGGGAACCUUGUGGGCACAUUUUGGCAGAACGUAGUUCCAAGAGGGACUGUGUCAGCCACCAGGUGGACCUUCAUCACAUCUUCAUCUGUGCCUAAUAAAGAAGGUACGUUCCUGUGGUUGGCUCAGAGCAGGAAGGAUCUGUUCUGUGUCUGGGAUCGGGAUGGAGAGCUUCGUCCUUCCUCUGUCCCACUACCACCAGAGGUGGAGCUGACCCACUUAUCUGCUUGUCGUGAUGCUCUGUGGGGUUUGGACAUUCAUGGCCAAGUGAGCAUUCGAACACUGUCACCUUCUUGCCCCGUUGGUUUGCAUUGGACUCUCCUGGAUCUCAGCCAGCUUGGAAGUGUUCGUCUGGUAAGUGUCAGCUGUGGCAGCCAGAAUGUUUGGGCUGUGGACAGUCGAGGACUUGUUUACUUCAGAGUUGGAACUCAGCCUCUGAAUGCGAGCAUGAUGAUGCCGGCUUGGAUCUACAUCGAACCCCCCUCACAGCCAAUAGGAGUGCAGCUGGUUAGCAUCCAGACGAGCCCCAACGAUCGUCUCCUGUGGGCGCUGGACAACAGGGGAAGUGUGUUUGUCAGAACUGGGCUGAGUGACGAGAUGCCUGUUGGGACAGACUGGGACCUUGUACCAGGGCUCGCUGUCAGUCAGAUGGUCGUCAGCUGUCAGACUGUGUGGGUUCGGUGUGUUAAUGGAGAACUGGCUCGGCGUUAUGGCAUUUCUGAUCGCAACCCUGCUGGAGAUUACUGGAAGAAGAUUCCUGGAAACACUAACUGGUUUACUGUAACUCCGGAGGAAGAGUUGUGGGCAGUAACUCCCAUUGGAGGAUUGUGCCGGCGGCUGACAAAGCUCCUCCCACAGAUGCCCAGUGCCCCCCCGCCCUCAGGCCCCCUGCUUGGAGGAGAGGAUGUUGAAGAUGAAUGGGAGCUCAUCUGACCCUGUGUGGUGUUGGUCCUUCAGAUCUGGAUCGGCUGCGCAGGCCGCUGUGACGUCAUUGCUAGUGAUCCUCCCAUCUAUAACCUUCUCUCUGAGGCAGACAGGAACAGGCCUGAGUGAUUUCACAGGUGGAGCAACUCUGAGCAGGCCGAUGACAUCACGUCCUGCAAGGUCUGCUGCACAGGGCACUCUGGGAAAAAAAUGAAGGGAUGUUAAUCUUAUUUUUGUAACAGGAAGCACUUUAACCUUAUUUAGCUCUGCUAAUAUUUAUUCCAGACUAGGUCAGCUGUUCAAGCUGGUUUGAAAUCAGCUUUAGAUUUUCCUUUAGUAAUUAAGGUUUUAUGAGAAGACUCAAAGGAGACAUUAAACAGUUCAGUUUAGUUUAGUGGAGCCGGACUUAUUCCUUUUAAAACUGUUUCUAACCCUCCUUUUCUUGGCUGGUGCUGCAUUUAUGUCUCAGCCAUACACUUGACGGUGGGAAGCCUUUCUUUUUUUUUUUUCUUUUUUUUUACCACAGAAUGAACCAAUUUCCUAGUAUGAUGGCUUCCCGUAAAACAAAUAAAAAUAGAGUUCUAUGUUGCCUUUUUGCUUUUGAGGGUUUGGACGUUGUUGUUGAGCCUGUGAAUCACAGACUUUAACCUGAGGGUUGUCGAUAUGUUGCAUCACUACUGAGCGGGUUAUGGACUUUCUGUAAAUUUAACAGAUUGGGACUGUUAAGGUUCAGGAGUAGAAUCCAGCCCCGUCAAACACUGUAAUAUAACAGCCUGAAGUGGAUCUCACUGUAGUUUGUGACCAACUGAGGACUUUUAAGGAACAUUUAAGUGAAAUAUCAUUCACCCUGCAAAUCAGUUUGUUUCCUUCUCCCUCUCAUGAGUCCUCUGCUGCUAAUCGGUUUGUUUUGUUUAUUCAGUGUUUUGAUUUCUUUUUUAAGAGUUGGCUUUACGCAAAGGUGGAAUUUUAAUUAGCUGUUCAUAGAAAUAAUCCGUGUUCCCUGAUUAGUCCUGUUUGACUGCGGUGGACCGAUCGGUCUGCUCUGGGUUAAAAGGAAUAAAAUAUCACAGAAUGGUCAUCGAA
Molecule: messenger RNA, 5482 nt
Organism: Fundulus heteroclitus (mummichog)
Lineage: Eukaryota; Metazoa; Chordata; Actinopteri; Cyprinodontiformes; Fundulidae
Gene: tecpr2
Product: tectonin beta-propeller repeat containing 2
Exons: 27
Coding region: 341-4408 (1355 amino acids)
Molecular function (GO): protein binding
Source: RefSeq, a predicted model, not a curated record